Macadamia integrifolia is the source of this 803-nucleotide messenger RNA. RefSeq lists its product as uncharacterized. The coding region runs from base 216 to 683 and encodes 155 amino acids. Lineage: Eukaryota; Viridiplantae; Streptophyta; Magnoliopsida; Proteales; Proteaceae. The record is from RefSeq and is a predicted model, not a curated record. The transcript has 3 exons.
AUUUGGGAUAAUUAUAGUGGCCUCCCCGUUGUUUCCAUAAUAUUAAAAUCAUCCAUGUUUUAGACUUUAAUUCCUAAAACAGACGAGAAAACGAAAAAGGAAGGUGAAACUGACCCAGAACAGCCUCGGUACCGUUUCCAGCACCACUGAGCGGAUAAAUAGAGAGAUCUUUCGCAUGAUUAAAUUCAAUCAAAAGCAGAGUAAUUCACGCAAAAAUGGAGGAUAAGGGUAAUGCAAACGAGGGAUGGAAGGCAUCACUCGUUAAUUUGCGGGAGAUGGCGGCCAAUCUAGAUUCUCUCCAGAAGCUGAUCGUGAAGAAAGCUAUCUUCGUGGAUGAAGAAACAUUCGCCAAAGCCUCCCUCAGCUCCGAGCAGGCGCGAAUUAUCAAGGCACUUGAACAAAGGGUAGAGACAUUAGAACGGGAGCUUGAUGCUGCAAUUACAGCUGCAGCUCGUGCUCGUGCAGAGAAGCGACAGGCUGAAGCAGCCCAACGAGCUGCUGAGUUACAUGCACAAGAGGUUACAAGGGAGCUUGAGAACACCACAAAGGUAUUCAAGCUACACAUGGAGGAGUUGCGUGCAAAGCAAGAAGAGAUCUCUAGGAGAGAUGAUGAGAUUAGAGUUUUGGAAGCUAUAGUCAAGACACUGGGUGGAAAAAAAGAUUCAUCAGCCACAAAUAUGUGAGUUCAAUGUUGUGAAUGUAAUAUUUACUGUAAUAUUGGAUAUGAUGCUUUCUGGAGUUUUGAACCUAUUCAAAGGUGCCUAAUAAGGAAAUAGAUGUGCUUGAUUAGGCCCUCUUUGGUA